Molecule: messenger RNA, 4066 nt
Organism: Drosophila suzukii
Lineage: Eukaryota; Metazoa; Arthropoda; Insecta; Diptera; Drosophilidae
Source: RefSeq, a predicted model, not a curated record
UUCUCGUAUUGUAUUAUUUGACGAGCUGACAACGCGGAUGGACGUUCUCCGGGAACUUGGACCUCGAGUAGUUUUAGAAACUUAAAUUUCAAGGAACACAAUCGCUCUACCGAAUUAUCUUGAUUGCCUUACGAAGACAAGUUUUUGAGCGGCUUAGGCUUAAAAAUAAUGAUAUUUUUGUAUUUUCAAACGCAAGUGAUAUUUUAAAAUCAAUUAUUUUAUGUUGUGUGCACGUAACAUCUAACGAAAUUAAACAAGUUUUUGGAGAGUUGACAAAAGUAAAACCAUGUAGGAAGUGCAAAGCAUCAAAUGGUUUAAGUGAAGCUGAAUAUCAAAUCGUUCCUACGUUAUAGGUACAUAUUUUACCACACAUAUGUAUAUACAUAACAACCUAGGUCAAUAUUGCUUAAAGUGCCGUGUAAAUGUACGCAGAGAUAAAAACAACUAUUGCUAGUUGCCCAGUAGAUAAUAAACAGCAAUUACACGCACACACUCGCACAUUGGUACCCACACUCGUGACUAGAAACAUACAUAUUUAUAUACAUAUGUACAUACAUUCGCGGAAAUCAAAAACAACGCUCAGCUUCAGAGAGGCAAAAGAAAAGCACGAUUCUAAACUUGAAUCUAUUAAAUUUAUAAUAUCAAAGCGCGAAGGUUGUAAGCGAGUGGCUCGGCACUGCCAAAAACGAAAACGAAAACCGACUGCCCCCGAGUGCUUGACAUCAAGAUCGCAUGCCUAGAGCUUUUCAGCAGCGCCAGCAAUAACAAUAACAACAACGAAACGGAAAAUAAAAACAAAAGUGUUCCUCUUCUAACGGUCCCCGUGUAUUUUGUAAUUAAACAUCGUCAAGUGAGAGAGAGAACUCUCGCAGCAAUUGCGGGUACGGGAACAGGUCUAGUUGUCGAACGCGACGCAGUGAAAAAGUUUUGGCGGAAAACAAUUGUCUAUGGUAGAUUUGCGUGCUCGGUCGCUACUUACAAAAGUCGGCGAAACUGCCACAGAUAUAUAUAAAAAUAAAUAACUUUUUACGGAUUUUUCCCAUCAAUUAUAUGCUUCAACUAACAUGGUCUACUAUUCCGCUAACCAGCUGCUCAUAAAAACGGAGCAAUCUAAUCAGACGCAGUUCUGUCUUCAAGUGCCGCCCCCGCUGACGUCGACGACUUCGAGUUUGGGAGUCGGAGUGUCAUCAACCGGUGGCCAGCAAGAGCAAUUUGAACUGCUGCAGACGCCACAACAGCGGCAACUGCAGCUACAGCUGCAGGAACAUCAUCACCAAGAGCAGCACCAGUUCUUCAGCUAUCAACUGGGCAUCCAACAGCAGCAAAAGCAGCAGCAACAUGAAUGCAUUACUACCAAGACUCCAACAGCAGCCCCAACCUCUCAGCGGAUUAAGACAGAGCCGACCGCCGUGUUUUCAGCAUCUCCGAUGGUGCCGCAGGUACGCAAGCCGGUCACGAACAAACCGCAGUUUAGGUGCGACCUGUGCGGCAUGACCUUUGGCAGCAAGUCGGCCCACACCUCGCACACCAAGUCGCACUCUAAGAAUGUCGAUCUGUCUCUGAACGGCGGAGGGGGCACGGCGGUCGUUGCGACAGUAACAUCGGCUGUCAUCGAGCUAAAUGAAGCGGGUCUGCCGGUGGGCAUCCCCAAGAGUCCGACCAUUGAGCCCCUGGCCAACGUCGCUGCUGGAGCUGAUCCGUAUCAGUGCAACGUAUGCCAAAAAACAUUCGCCGUUCCCGCCAGGCUGAGUCGCUAUUCUUUUACAGUCACCGCUCGGGAGAUCGAUCUUUCGCCGUGGAGAGUACACAAAAGUCGCUAUUCUUUUACAGUCACCGCUCGGGAGAUCGAUCUUUCGCCGUGGAGAGUACACAACAUCCGUCACUACCGCACCCAUACUGGCGAGCGGCCGUUUGAGUGCGAGUUCUGCCACAAGCUGUUCAGCGUGAAGGAGAACCUGCAGGUGCACCGCCGUAUCCACACGAAGGAGCGGCCGUACAAGUGCGACGUGUGCGGACGAGCCUUCGAGCACUCCGGGAAGCUGCACCGCCACAUGCGCAUUCACACCGGCGAGCGGCCGCAUAAGUGCUCCGUGUGCGAGAAGACAUUCAUCCAGUCCGGCCAGUUGGUGAUCCACAUGCGCACCCACACUGGCGAGAAGCCGUAUAAGUGCCCGGAGCCGGGCUGCGGAAAGGGCUUUACGUGCUCCAAGCAACUCAAAGUGCACUCACGAACGCAUACGGGUGAGAAGCCCUACCACUGCGACAUUUGCUUCCGAGAUUUUGGAUACAACCACGUGCUUAAGCUGCACCGUGUGCAGCACUAUGGCUCUAAGUGCUACAAGUGCACCAUCUGCGAAGAGACGUUUAAGAACAAGAAGGAGAUGGAGGCGCACAUCAAGGGGCAUGGCAAGGAAAUCCCCGAGGAUGAGGCGGAGGCUUCGGCUUCGGCAGCAUCAGUUUCAGCGGGCUCUUCUGGUGGAUCGCCCUUGCAAGGAGACAGCUGUAACUCUGAGAGCAGCAACCACUCGCCGCCCAGCUCGCCGCUGACCACGAAGAUGCCUCGACAGGCACGUCAGCCGUGUGAAUCCAAAGCCGCGACAUCUGCUCUUCCUGUCGCCUUUUCCUCGCCACUUUCGCCCAGUUCGCUAAGCUCCACGUACUCGCCAUCGGUUAGCAGCCAGGCCUCACCUCCGCCCACAUCGGGUCAAUACCUGCCCGUCCAAUUGGAGGCGGAUGCCUUAAGCCGGGACAGUGGGGUUUCAAACGCCCAGCUUGCCCGCAGCAGCUAUACGGACGAGGAGCCGACAGACCUGAGCAUGCAACAGGGCCAGAACCAGGCCCCUGUACCGACUGCGUGCUUUUACCAGGUCCCUUCGAGUCUUCUGGACCUGCAACCCCAAGCCCCUAACCUCACAAUUAAUCCCGCCCUGCUCGAAGCAGCCAAUAUGGCGCGUCGCCAUCACGACAACGAUUACCUAGAGCAAGAUGAGGACGUGCACGCUGCCGCCUGGCAAAUGAUGCAACUUCGUCGUGGGCACGGGUCCUUACCUUCAAUUGAGAUCCAGGCUCAAACGACCCAGCCACACGUCCCUACUUUGCACGACAGUGACCUUGCGGCCAACUAUGAUGACACCCAUGAAGCCACCGUUCUGAUCGAGCACUUUAAGAGGGGCGAUCUUGCUCGCCACGGGCUGCACAAGGGCUAUGCGCCGGUGCCCAAAUAUGAGUCCGCUUUACCUAAUCCGGACAUCGUGCGACGCGUGGAAGCGGCAAUUGGACUCCGGUCCAGCACGGAGUCACCCGAACGAAGUUCUUCGCCGGAGAGCGACUCCCUAAUGAUGGCCGACCGGAACGUUAUGACGCUACCGCUUCGCAAGCGCAAACACUACAUGAAUAAAUUGGACGACGGUCAAGCAGAUCCCAAAAAGACCGUAAAGGGAAAAGACCCUGCCGAGGAUGGGUCUUCCACUACCAGUGAAGUCGUUUCUGUUAGCGCCGACGAUGGAGCUGGGUCAAAAGUGAUGAGAUUGAGUUCGGUCAUCCAAUUUGCAAAGGCCUCAUAGGGGUCUGAGGCCUCUACCCAAUCAGCAUUAAGACUGUCCAAACAAAUUCUAACUGAAAUAAGUUUAAGUUUUUUUUCUGAGGUUCGAGGUUAGGCCCAGAAUAAAUAAAAAUAUGUAGAGAUAGGGCAUUCGAAUAUUUUUCAAGCAGGAAAAAUAUAAAUGCCAAAAGUAUUAUAAAAUGCGAAAAUUUGUUUUAAAAUAAUAAUAACUCCCUGUUGCUUUUUAUUGGCUUGAUCCGAUUUGUUUGAUUUUAAAAAAUUUGGCAAUGCUGUAACAUUUGUAUUUUAAUUUGGCAUUUAGGUAUAGGUUUUUUCUGUAUUGUCACUUAGUCAAAUUGCAACCAUCGGAAUCGGAAUUAUGCAUACUAAUCAGAAGCAUUAAUAAGUUUAAUUUAAAUGUGAUCACUUAACAAGACACAACCCAAGAUAUGUGAGUAAUUAAACAAAUACUAAUAAAAACGGUAUAAGGCCAUAUUGGCACUUUAUAUUUAUUAAUACCGGUUA